UCAGAUCUUCAGAAAAGCCUCCUUGACGUCACACUACAGCAAGGUUACAUGGGGGAGAAGAUCCCAAAAGUUUGGCUCAACUUUGAAAACCGCAUCUUGAGCGAACGAAUGAAGAAGAAAAACUACCUAAAGUGGGAAAUGAUCCGUCAAUUUGCGAUGGACCAAGGAAUCUUCGACGAGCGAGAUGUGAAGAUGGCGGUUCAGCUUCUCCAUGAUCUCGGGACCAUUCAGUACUUUGAUAACGACUUCCUACGGGAUUACGUCGUUAUCAAUCCACAGUGGAUUGUGGACGUGAUGGCCUGUGUUGUCUCGGCACAGAGCUCGCCCAUACAGCAAAACCAUGGACGGUUCUUGCACGAGGACAUCCCCAAUGUGUGGGCGAAGUAUGACCCGGCGCUACACCAGUGGCUUCUGCGUCUGACCGAGGACUUUGACCUCACCUUCCCCCUGCCUUCGGAGCCCGUCAACAUCGUGCCUUGCCUGCUGCCUGGGGAACAACCUGAUGACGUUCAUUGGGAAAACGUUGGCAAGAAAGAAGGUGUGCGUGAAACAAAGAUGGUCUACCGAUUCACCUACCUUCCGUCUGGUCUUUUUAAUCGUGCUCAGGUUCGUUUAUUCCAACUCUCAGAUGGUGAGAAAGUCUGGAAGAAAGGUUCACUGUUAACAAAGAACAAGCACUCAGCGUUGAUCAAGCAGACUGACAAUCGAGAGCUGGUUGUGUUCGUUCGCGGGCCACGUCCAGAGAACAUUCUGUUCCUGAUUCACGAGGUCUUUGAGAGCAUUAUAGAGGAGUCGUUCAAUGGCGUCUCAUAUGACCUCUACCUACCGUGCCCUGACUGUGUGGAGAAAGAGGGGACAACAGAUCCCGACAUGCUGUGUGCCAAACUGAUUCAACGGGCAAAGAACUUGAAGGCUCCAUUCAUUACAUGCUACAAAUACUUCCACUGGAUCUCCAUGGCACAGUUGCAGGAGAAAAUGCCUGCGGACAGUCGGGAGAUGGCAGAGUUUGAUUUUCAUCUCCAGCAAAGCAUUGUUGCCUUUGAGGAGCUGAACAGUGACCUUGGUGUGGAUGUGGCCAUCCUGUACAGUCGUCUGGACCUGCCCCAGGCUGGGGACGAUGAUGCUCUGUCCCCACUGCAGAUACGAGACGAUAUUAUAGAGUGGGGUCAUACUUGUUGGUUCCCGGAGGAAAUUGACACUGUGUCCUUAAUUGACUUGUCGACCGCCAUCAAAAACUGCAAGAUCCUUAUUGCACUGGUCUCAGAUCACUUUGAACGCGACAGACAAUGCGUGGACAUUUUCCUUCACGCACGUGAGGCAAUGAACAAGGCAACAAUGGUUGUAGUGCUUGGAAAGAGCAUGGAAUGGGAAAAGAAAGACUUGGGCAUGAAGAUUGGGCAACAGGAGCGCAAGUUGAUGGCAAAGACACGGUCACGCUACGAAUGUGCAAAUGGUCGCAGGGAUGAAUUGAAAGAAUGGCUUACUGAAAUUCUGCAAGGAAUUAAAGAGAAGGAGGUCACGAUGCCGGAAGUUUUCAUCAGUUACUGCCAGAGGAAUUCCUACCUGGCAACAAAGAACCAAGAGAAAUACAACGAGAGUGCCCUUGGGUAUGGUGACCCACGUGACCUGUGCUUCCGGCUUGAACAUGAGGGGAAAUUUAAUUGCUGGAUUGAUACAGAGUACAUUGGCAAGGAGAAGAAAGGAAUUUUUGCUGAUAUGGCUGUUGGUAUAAGGAACAGCAAAGUUUUUGUGGCAUUUGUUUCGGAUGAGUAUGCAGAGUCAGAUAACUGCUUGAUGGAGCUGAGAUUCGGCAUCUUGAACAUGGGUCUUCCUGUCGUGGCUGUAAUUGUUGGCACAGGGAGCAAGUGGAAGCAAACUGAGGUUGGCAUGCUACUGGCUAGGGCUAAGGCGUUGGAGGUCUACCUACAGAAGGAGAAUCCCGAGGGAGUCAAAGUGCUCAUUCAGUACGUGGGGGAGGCGUUGGCAACUCAAAAACUCACGGAAAAGAAGAACGCUGAAGCAUCUGGGAAGGAUAAGAAAAAGCAUGUCAAGCUCGCUGAAGUGGACACUGAGAGAAAAGGCAAUUCUUCUGUGGCUUAUCAGGAGGAGGUAGAGCUUAUACAGCGCAAGUUCAUGCGCCACAUCCUCGGCUCGAUAGCUUCUCUGGAUCAGAUGCCGAUGCCGAGACUCAUAAUUGUUGACUUCGUGAAGGACAGCAGCUCUAAAGGGAAAUCGGAGGAAGGCCGCGAGAGUUCUGUAGGAAACACAAAAUCAUACAGGAGGACUCAACGUGCUCCAAUAUCAAAGAAAGGGGGCCGACCAAGGUCAUCAAGGGACCGACUCAAUGUGGACGAAAACUCUCUUGAAGAGACAGACGACACUGAUGACUGGAGCACGGAGAGCUUCUGUAUACAAGUCCUGUGUGAACAUGAACAGGGCUGGCACUUGUGCCCACAGAAAUUUCCACUGGCGUUCAGAAAUCGGGAACUGCUGGAGGUGUUCCUUCAGAAGGCUGCACCGUACCUGUACCGUAUCUACACCAUCCUCAAGCAGGGCCCCAUCAAACUGAAGUGCUUUUCUCCCGGGAAAGGAAAAGCCUACCUCGACUGGAUUCGACUUGCCUGCGAGGACAACCUUGACUUUGUUGGAGCGUUGACCCACUUACGGUCUGAGCUUGCUAAGGACGAGACGAAGGAAAUCUUGGGAUGUCUGGCCAGGUGUCGUCUGCCGAGCGGAAAGAUUGUCUGGCUGUGCGGAGAGCACCAGCAGAUGCAGAGAGUGUCCAAACUGAGUACGGGUAACAGCGGGGGAUCCUACAGUCGCAAGGUGGUCCUGUACACGGAGGAUAAGCUGAUGAGUGAGAGAAUAAUCGAGUCUGCCGAGUACAAGGUGUUGAAGGCCGGGUCAGACAAGCAUUUUGAUCCUGUGAAACCAGAACCUUUGAAUCCUAAACAACCCAAAGCUGAAGAGGUUGUUGCUCUUAAUGAUAGCAAAAAAGAAAACGAUGACACACCUGACAGCGAAGGAAGAAAUAAAAAGGUUGGGGAUGAAGAAUCAAAAGCAUUCAACUUAUUGAAUGAACAUGACAAAAAGAUUAAUUCUGACACAAAAUCGGAAGCCAUCUUAUUGAAGGAACCUGACAAAAAGAUUGAUUCUGACACAAAAUCGGAAGCCAUCUUAUUAAAGGGACAAGACAAAAAGAUUGAUUCUGACAUUAAAUCGGAAGCCAUCUUAUUAAAGGAACCUGACAAAAAGAUUGAUUCUGACAUUAAAUCGGAAGCCAUCUUAUUAAAGGGACAAGACAAAAAGAUUGAUUCUGACAAAAAAACGGAAGCCAUCCUGAUUGAAUCCGAAAAAAAGGAAAUACAAUCAGAUAUUCUUCAAUCAGAGAAGGAUGAGAUAAAAUCGGUUAGAACUCAAUUUGUUAAACGUAUCAUACAGUCGUCAGAACCUGUAUCUGAAAAACACACCAUAGCGGCAGAUCGACCUGAAGUGCCUUUGACAAAGAAUGUUUUUGAAGAUUUUAUAAAGGAAGACACAACUGAUAAAAUUGAGACAAUCCAAGAAACGAAUGAUGCUGAAGUUAGAAAUGGGACACAUUUGGAAGACACUGAGUCAGCAAAGGACAUUGACACGUAUCAGAAAACUCAAAAAGUUGCGCAGCAAACCCCGAUAGAACAAAAAGAGGACGUAAAACGAAUGCUUCUUGAGUCUGACAAUACGGCCAUACGCAAAGCUCUAAAAGCAUCGAACACUAGCCAGCUGGUCAGCAAAUCAAGGAUGGUUCAGUCCACUGAUUCCAGGGUACAACUGCCACCAAACCCGGCCAGCAAGUAUGGAAGUAUUGCUAGGGGAAGCAACGUGAAGCGUUUAAUGACCCAGUCAUCAGCUACGGAACUGAACAAACAUGACGUUUCAAUUGCCCAUUCUAAGAUCAAAUCUACCCGUUCUAACGGUGGAUUGCCUAAUAUGGAUGCCUCUCUCAACAUCACCCCUGUAAAACAGGGCUUCUCUGCUAGUAGCGUAUCAAGCGUGGAAAGUAGGAAAAGCGCCAUCGGAAAGGAAAAGAAAUCCGAAGUGCAUCCUUUAGAAAGGGUGCGGCCAAGAAAAAUCAAUGUGAAGCCACAGAGCGAUAAAGACAACGGGAGAAAGGAAAGUGGACCGUCCUUUGCUGCUACAGGUCGUUCAGUGCAAAACCAAGACCGAAGCCCUGCUGGAGGUAACCAGAAGACGAGCCAAGCAUGCAGCCUACAGUAGAAGUUGUUACAAUUAUGAUGGAGCCCUGGAAGCCUGCAUUAGGGUCAAUUAGUAGGUCGCUAAAUUAAUUGGUAACAAACUUCCAUAGUCUUCAAGGUUGUAUGGUGCAACAAAGACAGACGGAUAUGGUACUUGUAUUUGGGGUAGGCAACAAGAACAAAUGUGCAUGGUUACUUGACAUUGUACCUCAGGCAUUAAUCAGAGGAUAGCUUUUUCUGUGCUGUUUAUACUUUAAUUAUCUGAUACUGUAAUUAUCUGAUACUGUAAUUAUCUGAUACUGUAAUUAUCUGUGGUGUUGAUACUUCAAUUAUCUGAUACUGUAAUUAUCUGAUUCUGUAAUUAUCUGAUACUUUAAUUAUCUGAUACUGUAAUUAUCUGUGGUGUUGAUACUUUAAUUAUCGGCAAAAAACUUCCAUUCUUUGAUUUUAUUUGAAUGUUUGAAUGUCCUUAUAACUUAAAUGUUUAGUAGCAUUAUUUACGAUAUUUUGUAUGAUAGAACUUUAAGUUUAAUUUCCAGAGACUUUUCGGAGUUUAUUAUAAAAUCCGAGUUCGAAGUUGACAUCUCAAAACGUGUUAAGUGGAAAAUAAUUGUAUAUGUAGUAUAAAUUGAGUGAUGUAAAAAUGUUAGUUUGAUAGAAUGUUUUUUAAAUGUAAAAAAUUUAAUUUGAUGGACUGUAUUAUUGAUGUUUAUUACAAACUAGUAUAUCUCUCUAGUACAAGCUCAUAUUGUUGUAGUUGAAGUAUAACGCGAUUAUAACACUGUAUUUAAAAUGCCAAUGUUCAAAAUACACUAAUUGUUUAAAUUGUUAUGUUUAUUGUUACACUACGUAAUGGUGUAUGUUAAUUUAAGGUAACUCAACUGUGAUAAACACUCCUGGACAAAAGUUAUUGCAAUUAAUUGUCAUUAUUUAAAAUACUCAACUUAUCACAGGGUAAUGUAUACAUGUAUUGCUCAUUAGUUAAAGAAAAUUCCGUCUUUGUAUGCAUUUCCUUGUGAAUUAUAAUUGAUCUGAACUGUAUCAUGGAAUAAAAUUUCAUUUUAUAAAUUGAAUAUCAAUUACUUUGUUUAGUUUGCAUGAAUGUAUUUCUAGAGAAACAAUAAUAGAAUAUGUGAAUUAUUGUCGAGUUAUUUAUUACAUAUUAUUUUUAUAUUUGUUUUACAAAAUAAUAUACCAAUUAAAUGUGAUUCCAGCAUUGAUGGAUAUUCUGUUACAUUUUUAUGAGACAUUAUUUUACAUUUAUUAUACAUUUUUAAUUUACUAUCACUUAUAAGCAUAAUUAUAUAUAGCAUAAUAGUUUUUAUUCACUAAGCACAAUUUAGCUUUUGUUGUACCUUUUAUUUUUUGGUAACUUUCAUUUAUUGUUUACAUGUAGUUGAAAUUUUGUUUCAUUAAUCAAUUUAAUUUCUAUACAAUAAGUUAUACAUUUUCAGUUUAAAUUUUGUAUUGAACUUUUUGUUAAUACUGUUAUGACUUUCUGUUUCUAUUAUAUUAGUAACAUCGAUUCAUUUGUUGCUUAAAUGGUAGUGUUCACAUUUACUUACAUAGAUGAAAUAAAUUGAUAUAUUUACAAUUAGUUUUAAUUUUGUAAUGAACAGUUUUAUACGGUGAAGACCCAAAACCUUCUCACUUUCAUGUCUCGAUAAACACAAUACAACAUCAGUUGACACCUUUAUUCAUGUAAGUUUAACAUGACAUGCAUAAACAUAACAAAGAGCAAACUAUUUACAUAUCAUUGACUUUCUAAUUAAAAACAUUAACAAAUGAAAUAAAUAAUAAAUGUUCCUUUUACCCGACAGCAUAAAGGCAAGAUUUCUGGGGAGUUUAAAACAAUAUCAACUAUUUCAUAUUAAGUCAAAUAUAGUUUUAACUUAACCUAACACUUGAGCUCUAUUUUAUAAACUUUUUUUUAAGUUUUUCUUAUAAGGGGCCGUAUUCACCAACAGAUUGUUAGACUUAAGAAUAAAGAACAGACUUAGAACCAAGAAAAUGUAUUCAGUGUUUGAAUAUAUACAGGCCUCCACUGGUGAUAAUGUCAUUAACAAAAUAUAGAUAGAGAUGUUUACUGCAGAGUUUGACUCAAAAUUAAAGAAAUUCUUGAAUAUUCUGAUUUUAAGAAUUUCCUUUAUUCUUAGACUUAGGUCUAAGAAUUGUUUGGUAAAUACGGGCCCAGAAGGACAAAAGGUGCGACUGAUAAUUAAUAGUUACAUACACAUGUUACUUGUAAUAUUGAUGUACAGAAUUAAGAUACAUAAAAGGUGAAUGCAUGGUAGAUAGUACCAAAGCCCACAUAAAAUAGAAGUACAAAACAGGGCAUCUAAUAUUUAUUAAAUGCAUUUAGUAUUAUGGUAUAUGUAGUGAAAUUAAACAAUCUCAUAUCACAUAGUUUUCAUAAAGGAUGAAAUAUGUUAUUUCAGACAAAGAUCAUUCUAAUGAUAAACAAUUGAUUUAUUAAUACUUAACUUCCGAAUCAUGAUAAAUUUAGCUGAAACUAUUAUAUUCAUUUGAAGAUGCUUGAUUUGUUUUUAUGGCUAAAUUUUUGUAAUGUACUUGUCAGAAAAUGGAUCUUUCGCCAUAUGCGCCCAUCAUAGUUAUAGCCUACCCAGCCUGUGCAUCUCUCAGUCUGGUAAGGAGAUACAUAAUGAGACUUAAAAGACUUGAGUGAUUUUAUAGCGGACAGCAUUGCAUCUGAUAAGACUUAGAAAAUGCACAGGCUGGGCUUGAUCUACGCUGGCCGAAAUGCCAUAAGACCCAUUUUCGUAUGACGCGGAUUUGAAUGUGUCGAAAGGAUACUGCUUGUAAAUUUCAUAUAAACAUACAUAUUUUUCGAUGGUGAAGAAAUAAAACUCAUAAUAAAACAAUAGAGGACAUUUAUGAUGUGAACUCCCGUAUAAUAUUUGUAAUGUACUAACCCUUAUGUGUGGUUUCAUUAUAAAAACGCACAUUUCAUGCGGUGAAUAUUCAACAAGCAAGUGAAAAAAACACCUGUUUUCAAUUGAAUUAUUUAGAAACGUAAAUUUCAAACUUUAUUUCAAAG
Dreissena polymorpha is the source of this 7293-nucleotide messenger RNA. RefSeq lists its product as uncharacterized. The coding region runs from base 49 to 4257 and encodes 1402 amino acids. Gene Ontology annotation, biological process: signal transduction. The record is from RefSeq and is a predicted model, not a curated record. The transcript has 22 exons. Lineage: Eukaryota; Metazoa; Mollusca; Bivalvia; Myida; Dreissenidae.